This is a messenger RNA of Eleginops maclovinus (Patagonian blennie), 3213 nucleotides long. RefSeq names its product solute carrier organic anion transporter family member 1C1-like. Gene Ontology annotation, biological process: transmembrane transport; sodium-independent organic anion transport. Bases 191 to 2248 code for a protein of 685 amino acids. The record is from RefSeq and is a predicted model, not a curated record. Gene Ontology annotation, cellular component: plasma membrane. The transcript has 15 exons. Gene Ontology annotation, molecular function: protein binding. NCBI's taxonomy places the organism in Eukaryota, Metazoa, Chordata, Actinopteri, Perciformes, Eleginopidae.
AGUGGGUUACUGAUUACAGGUGAUAACUAGUUGCUUUGAUAAGACUCUUGCUUUGAGCACAAAGUCCUACCAGGUACAACAAGCCCUCAGCCACUUCACAAAAUCCCUACCAUCUCUCAGAGGACCACUGCUGCCUCUCAGGCUCUGUGUCUCUCCGCUUCCUUGCAUCUGUUGACCACGCAGCAGCAACAUGAGUGUAGACUCCCAAAAAGCACGUAAGGCAUGUUGGUCCAACAUCAAGCUCUUCCUGGCCUCUAUGGCAUUUGUAUACUUUUCCAAAGCCUUUGCCGGAGCCUACAUGAAGAGCAUCAUCACUCAGAUCGAGAGACGCUUUGAUGUCCCCAGCUCCCUCAUCGGGGUUAUAGAUGGCAGCUUCGAAAUGGGUAAUCUGUUGGUGGUCGCCUUUGUGAGCUACUUUGGCGCAAAGCUGCACCGCCCCAGGCUGAUCGCUAUUGGCUGUGUGAUCAUGUCGGGUGGAUGUUUCCUGAUAGCCCUGCCUCACUUCCUGCAGGGAUUGUAUAAAUAUGAGACCAGUGUGUAUCAAACUAAUGGCGUCAACAGCACUGAGAGCUUACUGCCCUGCCUGUCCAACCACAGCCUGGCUGAAGCCGAUAAGAUGCCCGAUUUAGAGACCAGAACAGCUUGUGAAAAGGCAGCCGGCUCCUCCAUGUGGAUCUAUGUAUUCUUGGGAAACAUGCUGCGUGGCAUCGGAGAAACUCCCAUCAUGCCUCUGGGUGUUUCCUACCUGGAUGACUUCUCCAGAGAAGAGAACACUCCUUUUUAUUUGGCCUGCAUCCAUACAGUGGGAAUAAUUGGACCUAUGUUUGGGUUCAUGCUCGGGUCCUUCCUUGCCAAGAUCUACGUAGACAUUGGAUCUGUGGAUUUAGACUCUGUCACCAUCAACUAUAAGGACUCCCGCUGGGUGGGGGCCUGGUGGCUGGGCUUUAUAGUGACCGGCACCGUGAUCCUGCUGUCCAGUAUCCCAUUCUUUUUCCUUCCCAAGUCCUUGCCCAAGGAGGGGCAGGAGGAGAGUAAAGGCACAGAGCUCAGCACAGUGACAGAGCAGGAGAACUUCCUGCCCGACGAAACCCAGGAUGAAGAGAAGGAGAAGCCGGUUACGUUUCAGGAUUUGGCUAAAGAUUUCAUUCCAUCUCUGAGGAGACUCUUCAGGAACUCCAUCUACGUGCUGAUGGUUCUCACCUACCUGGUUUCUGUCAACGGCUUCAGCGGCUUGAUCACCUUCAAGCAGAAGUUCAUUGAGCAGAUCUACGGCCAGUCGGCCUCUAAAGCCAUUUUCCUCAUAGGUAUAAUGAACCUGCCAGCAGUAGCUUUGGGGAUCAUCACCGGAGGUUUGGUCUUGAAGCGCUUCAAGCUGGGUGUGGUGGGAGCAGCCAGACUGGCCUUCGCUGCGUCCCUCGGGUCCCUUUGUCUGCUCUCCGUUCAGACCUUCCUCAGCUGUGACAAUGCAGAGGUGGCAGGUAUAACCAUCUCAUAUCAGGGGGAUACUCAGCUGUCCUACAACCCAGAGACCUUGCUGGCGCAGUGCAACAUGGGCUGUUCUUGCUCCAUGAAGAAAUGGGACCCAGUGUGCGCCUACAACGGAAUGACGUAUGCCUCGCCCUGCCUGGCUGGCUGCCAAACCUCCAGCGGUACUGGCAAGGAGAGGGUGUUUCAUAACUGCACCUGCACCGGGGAGUUGAUGACUCCUGGCAUGAACAUGUCCGCGGUGCUGGGCCAGUGCCCCAGGAUAAGCAACUGUGAUUACAUGUUCAAAAUCUACAUGGCUUUGUCCGUCUUGGGGUCUUUCAUUUCUGCCUGUGGAGGAACGCCGGGAUACGUCGUACUGCUCAGGUCCAUACAGCCAGACCUGAAGUCACUGGCUUUGGGUAUGCAGACACUGAUCGUAAGAACUCUGGGUGGGAUUCCUCCUCCUAUCUAUUUUGGAGCACUGAUUGACCAGACGUGUUUGAAGUGGGGGUCCAAGCAUUGCGGAGGCCGGGGAGCAUGUAGGAUUUAUGAUACUCAUGCAUUCAGGAUUACGUACUUUGGCUUGAUUACUGGACUCUACUUCCUGUCCAACAUCCUGUGGGGAGGCCUCUAUUGUAAAAUCGUCAAGAGACACAAGAAGUUAACACUCAGGAAUCAGGCCAAGGAAAACGGACUGGAUGGUAACAAAUCUGGCAAUGGACACGCUAACAUCAGCAUAGUUAGAAACAAAGAAGAGGCGGACAAUGAGAGCACUAUUUAAAAUGUUCGUUGUAUAAUGCAGGUUGGCACAGAUUUGAAGUAAUGUGAAGCAUCCAUACUGGACCAAAUGCGGUCUUGGUACAGUGCCAGCGCUCUUUGGUCUUCAUCAGCACACACAGACAUCGUUCUGAAACAUCCACUGCUGUUUGUUCUCUAGAAAGGUCAAAGAUCCUCACUAAAGCAUAGUUUGAAUAUAAAAACAGCCAAAAGUUAUCUAAAAUCGGCACACAUUGAGUACAUUUUUUACCUCAAAUCAGCCGAGAAAACAAAAUGUUCACUUGUUAUAAUCAUUUUAUAAUCAUUAUGAUAGUUGGCUUUUGAGCUUGUGUUCACCAUGUAUACUUGAACAGUAAAAGGUCAGGUAAUGAUAGAAAGGUCCCAUCCUACAACUUUACAUUCAAAGGGAUUUAUGUAUAUUUACAUUAUACAGUAUGUACAGUGUAUAGUUUUAACGCGUACAAGACAGAACUGUAGUAUAUUUGUCAGUGAUCGACAAUUUUCUUCAUGUUUUCAAGGUUUUCCGACAUCAUUUAGCUACCUUAAAGCUCUCUGUGGCUUAUUCUUUUUAUAUGUGUUUUAUUUACGGGCUAUAUCUCCGCCAGAUAACCUUUAUACUGACCGUUGCCCCAGCGACAUUUAUCUCAGCCGUCUGACUCUACACACACUUCUUGUUACAUCAUCACUUUACGUAACAUUACAGGUCAUGGAUGUUCAUAUAGAACAAAUGUGUUAUUUAGCUAGUAUCUGGAAAAGUCCACUGACGCUUGGACAGUGGACUAAGAGUGAGUGCAGUGCAACUUGAUUGUUAGUUCUUCUACACGUUAGUGAAGUGAAAAUGUAUCCUCAGCAAAUAGUUUUUAAAAUGUGUUUUUAAAUCAUUUCUGCCUCUUUUCCUUUUUUUUUUUUUACUCUUUUGUUGAUCGUCCUUAGCAUAUUGUUAAACAUUAAAGACAAAUAUCCACAAUU